Messenger RNA from Camellia sinensis, 789 nucleotides. The record is from RefSeq and is a predicted model, not a curated record. Lineage: Eukaryota; Viridiplantae; Streptophyta; Magnoliopsida; Ericales; Theaceae.
AUGGACAAGUGGGAGGCCGCUCAGGCAUAUUUGCUUGGUGAGGUGCCACCUCUCGCACGUCCCGGCUUCGUCCGAUAUUCCUGGUUCGAGGUCCAGUUCAGGGUCCAGUCAGCUUUGACCGAGGAGGCUCUGAUGACUCAGGAGGCGAUGGAGCAGUACGCCCGCGGCUUUCUGAUGUUUCUGUUGGGGACGACUAUUUUCACCGACUGGGCGAAUAUCGUGCCCCUUUGCUUGCUCAGCGCUUUAGUGGAUGCCACACAGAUCCUGCGCUAUGACUGGGGUGGCGCCGCUCUGGCUACACUUUACGGCUACAUGACUCAGCUUCCCGUGGCAGCGGACAGUUGCUCGGGGGUUAUUGGCGCGCUUGGGAGUUGUGGGUCUAUGCCUACUUUCCGAGACUCACCCCCGUGCCAGAUGCGGAGACCCCUCUCGUCGUUCCAUUUUCGCGCCAUUUCAACAGGAGGUGCGUGCGGAGGCCUCGGGAGACGUUUAGCUUCUUCCGCCGCUAUUUUGACACCAUCACUCCCAUUUCUCGAAAUGGCAAGUCAUUUUCCUCAGGGCGGAGGUCCUCCAGGUGCCGGGGGUGAGCCAGACAUUAUGUCUUUACCUCCGAGGAUUCGGCCAUUUAUUCCCGAGAGGUAUCUUCCCGUAUUACACGAGGAUAUGGAUCGAUCAUCGCCAGGGAGUGGUACGCGGAGCUCCCAGAGGCCGUUCGCGAUCUGGUUGACUAGGCAGGGUUCGGACCCUUCUGCAUGGGGAUAUCACGUUAUCCAGCGAGCAGGACCCUGA